AUGCCUGCAUCAACAAUGCGGGUGACAAAGUUUACCAAUGGUUAUCUCUUGAGAGAUGGCCAACUCGUACCCGGAGAUCUUUGGAUAUCUUCGGAAACAGGUCGAAUUAUCAGCCCGCAAUCGGCCUUUUACUCUGCUCAUUUGACCCCAGACAAAGUCAUUGACCUGGACGGAAAAAUCCUCUCUCCGGGGUUUAUCGAUGUCCAAAUAAACGGCUGUUACAAUAUCGACUUUUCCACGCCUGACCCAGCAUAUGCGUCAAAAUUGGCACAUACACACCGGCAAAUGAUCAAGAGCGGGCUCACCUCCUACACCCCAACAGUGAUCAGUACAAAGCCAGACUCAUAUCAUUCCGUGUUACCUCAUCUCGGCCCUUCUGGGAAGGAUCGGGAUGCCAGUAAGGGAUGCGAGAGCUUGGGCGCGCAUGUUGAAGGGCCCUUUCUCUCCCUCAUUCGAAAUGGAAUCCACAACCGUGAGGUGUUGCGCGAGGCUCAUUCAUGGUCCGAUAUUGAAGACUGCUAUGGCGCGUCAAACCUCCAGAACGUCCGAUACAUCACGGCUGCACCAGAGCGCGGAAAUAUGAUGUCUCUGAUCCCCGAAUUCGUGUCCAGAGGCAUAGGGUUCGCCAUAGGACACUCCGAUGCUACCUUUGAGCAGGCACAAGCAGCCAUUGUUGCCGGGGCCUCGAUGAUCACACAUCUAUUCAAUGCCAUGCGCCCCUUUGCGCACAGAGAGCCAGGGAUAUUUGGGCUGCUGGGCCAAUCGGCCCCUCCCACACCUGUCACAACACCCAAGCACAGUCGAUCCGGCAGCGCAUCGACCUCUCCCCGAGGCUCGCCAAAGUCUUCAAGGCGGUCCACGCCCCGCUCUAGCCUGAGCAUCAGCACAUCCAUAGCAGACUUGGAGGACGAGGCCCGAUACGUGCAGCCUUUCUUUGGCCUGAUUGCUGACGGCAUACAUCUAUCGGCUCAAGCACUCAAAAUCGCGUACUCGGCUCAUCCAGAAGGCGCCAUUCUGGUCACUGAUGCACAAAAGUUUGCCGGAUGUCCAGAUGGAGUGUACGAUUGGCGGGGAGAGGACCGUUUCGUCAAAGAAGGUAAAGUCCUAAAGCUGGAAAGCAAUGGGCGCAUUGCCGGCAGUGUUGUGGAUCUGAUCGACUGUAUCAACAAUUUCAGACGAUUUACCGGGUGCGGCUCGGCUAAGGCACUAGAAUGUGUUACCAGCACACCGGCCAAGAUGUUGGGCAAAGAUAUCGAGAAGAGCAAAGGCAAACUCGACGUGGGUAUGGAUGCAGACCUUGUGGUCCUUGAAGAAGGGCCGGACGGGGAUCUGUCUGUGCAACAAGUCUGGAAAUUCGGAGUUCAAGUUGUCUGA
This is a messenger RNA of Capronia epimyces CBS 606.96, 1374 nucleotides long. RefSeq lists its product as uncharacterized. Bases 1 to 1374 code for a protein of 457 amino acids. The record is from RefSeq and is a predicted model, not a curated record. Gene Ontology annotation, biological process: N-acetylglucosamine catabolic process. The transcript has a single exon. Lineage: Eukaryota; Fungi; Ascomycota; Eurotiomycetes; Chaetothyriales; Herpotrichiellaceae. Gene Ontology annotation, molecular function: N-acetylglucosamine-6-phosphate deacetylase activity.